GUUUCGCAGCAGCGGUACUAGCCCCAGCAGCGUGUACCUGGCCAAGCGUCGCCAGCUGUUUAGUGUGGGAGCGAGGGGGAGCGAGGCCGGAUGCUUCACCUGGCCACGUGGCAUCGCAGUGGCACCCGACAACCACAUUGUCGUCGCCGACUCGUCCAACCAUCGUGUCCAGGUUUUCGACUCUAACGGAAUUUUCCAGAAGGAGUUCGGUCAAUACGGUAACGGAGAGGGAGAAUUUGAUUGUCUAGCAGGAGUGGCUGUCAACCGUAUUGGUCAAUUCAUUAUUGCCGAUAGAUACAACCAUAGAAUACAGGUUUUUGACCCGGCAGGCAGAUUCCUACGUACAUUUGGAAGCCAGGGUACUGCUGAUGGCAGAUUCAACUACCCUUGGGGUAUCACCACUGACGCCCUCGGCUUCAUUUACGUGUGUGACAAGGAGAACCAUCGUGUCCAGGUGUUCCAGUCAGACGGCACCAUAGUGGGCAAAUUCGGGUCGCACGGCAGCAAGCCAGGCCAGCUCGAGCACCCGCACUACAUCGCAGUCAGCAACACCAACCGAGUCAUCGUCUCGGACUCCAACAAUCACCGCAUACAGAUAUUCGACGUCAACGGCCGCGUGCUCUCCACUUUCGGCCAGGAAGGAUCUGACAACGGCCAGUUCAAGUUCCCCAGGUAAGCCACCACGCCACAC
Nilaparvata lugens (brown planthopper) is the source of this 691-nucleotide messenger RNA. RefSeq names its product RING finger protein nhl-1-like. Gene Ontology annotation, molecular function: translation repressor activity; protein binding; ubiquitin protein ligase activity. The annotation marks the transcript as partial. Gene Ontology annotation, biological process: protein polyubiquitination; negative regulation of translation; proteasome-mediated ubiquitin-dependent protein catabolic process. The transcript has 4 exons. The record is from RefSeq and is a predicted model, not a curated record. Lineage: Eukaryota; Metazoa; Arthropoda; Insecta; Hemiptera; Delphacidae.